UUGGUUAUGUUUAAAAUGGCAACACAUGUGUUAAUGCGGCUUUUAUUUUUGAUUGUAAAUUAAUUGUUUUAAUAAGUGAACAAUGUUACCGCGUAUUUAUAGUAUUGUUCAAAGAAACGUGAAUUCUUGUGUUGUUGUUUCCAGUAGAUUUUGCACAUAUGUUGAGGAACCGACGUACAUUAAAAUCGAAGAAAAUGAAGAAAAGAAUUUGGAAAAUCUCGGAGGAAAAAAGAAAAGAGUCGCAGUAAUUACUUGUAAACGAAAGGAAUUUAAUCAUUUCCAAGGGCAGACUUAUCCGAAAUUUCAACCUAUGCCAUUGGCGUCAGACAAAUGGCAUUUAAGCAAAUCGAAGGGAGAUUAUUUUACAAUUCAUCCUGUUGAAGAAGUCAAUAAAGAACCAAAACAAAAAGAAGAGGAGGAGGAAAUGAGCUUUAAAGAUUUGGGAGUUUCUAACGAAUUGUUGGCAAAUUUACAAAAUGCUUUCGAUAUUGAAACACCAACGAGGAUACAAACAUUGGGAAUACCUGCGAUAUUGGAUCAACAAAACGUGAAAUUAUUAGCAGAAACAGGCUGUGGAAAAACUUUAGCCUAUUUAUUACCUUUGGUUGAGCAAGUUCUCAAUUGGAAAAAUGCAAUCGAUCGACCAUUUAAUCAUCCACUUGCUCUGGUUAUAACUCCAAGCAGAGAAUUGGCAAUUCAAAUUGGAAGAGCAGUGUUACGUUUAACUAAAGAUUUGGAUAUAAGAACAAAAGUUGUUGUUGGCGGAGGGAUAAAAAGUAAAAUAUUUAAUCCACCAGCAAGUAAUGUUGACAUUAUAGUCGCAUCCUUCGGAGCAUUGAGCAAACACACAACAAUUGGAUUGUAUAAAAUGAAAUAUGUCCGACAUGUUGUACUGGACGAGGCGGAUUCUCUCUUCGAUGAAACUUUUUACGACAAAUUUCGAUACUUUUUGCGCAAAAUUUCUUUUGGACCACUUCGAGAUUUUGCUGAUGGAUUUCCAAAAUAUUCUCAAUUGACAAUGGUAGCCGCGACAAUGCCUCAGUUCAUUGAAGAAAUGCUCGAUAAUAUUGUCGACCCAUCAUCUUUACAAGAAAUUGCAACUGAUAAAGUGCAUCGUGUCUUUGUGACGCAAAAAUUUCUACGACUUGGCGUUCAACAGAAACCAAUGACACUAUUGCGAUUAAUAAAGAAUAAAGCAAAGAAUAAAACAUCGAUUAUUAUUUUUUGCAAUAACAGUAAAACUUGUGAUUAUAUCAGUCAAUUUCUCGAUGAAUUUGAAGUGAAAUGCGCACGUCUCAAUGGUGCAAUGCCACUGAGAAAAAGAAGGAAUGUAUUUGCAGAAUUUCAAAUGGGAAUGUAUAAUGUUCUCUGUACAACUGACGCUGGUUCAAGAGGUUUGGACACCGUUGCAGUUAAAGAUGUCAUCAACUACGAUUUUCCCCUCCAAACAUUCGAAUAUAUUCACAGAUGCGGAAGAACGGCUCGAGUUGGAAGUCCAAGAGAUUGUAGAGUGAUCAAUUUUAUUGCUCGACCUUUGGAAAUUCUUUUGACGCAGAAAAUUGAAAAGACCAUUAAAUUGGAUAAGCCAUUGCCAAUGGUCGAUUAUUUAAAAAGAAAUUGGACUGUGGAGAAAGAAGAUGAGAAGGAAUUAAAAAAAGAGCAGAGGAGAGAAAAAGAGGAAAAGAAGGAAAAAUUUAAAUAUUUUUCUGAAAAGUCGUCUGAAGAUUCAGUCGAGAAUUCAACUGCGAGUGGUGCUGGAGACAAAGAACGUGCUGAAAAUAUUUCCUACUAGUUACAUCGCGUCUUUUUGUAAAUAAAUUUAAGAGUUAAGUAAAUAUUUUUAGUUUUUAAUAA
Molecule: messenger RNA, 1854 nt
Organism: Leptopilina heterotoma
Lineage: Eukaryota; Metazoa; Arthropoda; Insecta; Hymenoptera; Figitidae
Gene: Dbp21E2
Product: probable ATP-dependent RNA helicase DDX28
Exons: 7
Coding region: 83-1792 (569 amino acids)
Biological process (GO): mitochondrial large ribosomal subunit assembly
Cellular component (GO): mitochondrion
Molecular function (GO): nucleic acid binding; RNA helicase activity; ATP binding
Source: RefSeq, a predicted model, not a curated record